AUGAGUGUAUAUCAACAUCAAUCAAGUAGCAAUAGCUAGACAUAAUCCUAAAAAUAUCAGAAUAAAUCAAGGCAGGUUGAGGCGGAAGAUUAAAUAGUUAAAUAUACAGUGAGAUAGGAUUUUUUAAAUCUUCUUACCAUUGCUGCUGAUUAUCAAGCUGGCUUAAAUUAUUCAGGAAACAAGAAAAACAUGGAAUAAAUUCUCAUUAUGUUGCAAAACAAAUUAAUAUUGCAGGUCAACCUUUCAAGUUCAAUUCAUUAAGAUUAAUAAUAAUAAUGUAAAAACUCACCUCAACUGAAUGCAACAUUAAUGAAAGAAAAAGGUAAAGUAAAGGAAUUUCUAAAAAUUAUAAUUAAUGAAUAAAAAUUUGCUCCUUAAAUUGAAAAAUAUCUCGAAUGUUACUUGAAUAAGUGUUUAAAUGAAUACCCUAUAUUAGUAAAUGAACCAUUAAAUCCUGUUAAACAUAAGGCUGAAUUCAAUUAAGAUACUCUUUAAAAAGUCUUAUGCUCUAUUAAUUAAACUGAUUAAAACUACAGUGAUAUUUACAGCGGGAAAGUUUAAGCAAAAGAAUUAUCAUAGAGUGAUAUUGAUAAGCGUAUACAGGAAAGAAUAAAUACUGUCAAUCGUAAAUUGGAAGGCUCUCAAGAGAGAGGAUGCAAUUGGUGCUAAUUAAUCUGAAUAAAGAAAUAAUGAAAAUGUUUUUAUUAUACACGCUUUUUUUGAUAAAUUAUUCUAUUAUAAAAGAA
Molecule: messenger RNA, 746 nt
Organism: Paramecium tetraurelia
Lineage: Eukaryota; Ciliophora; Oligohymenophorea; Peniculida; Parameciidae
Exons: 2
Source: RefSeq, a predicted model, not a curated record